Drosophila hydei is the source of this 3443-nucleotide messenger RNA. RefSeq names its product lysosome membrane protein 2. The transcript has 7 exons. The record is from RefSeq and is a predicted model, not a curated record. Bases 1414 to 3204 code for a protein of 596 amino acids. Gene Ontology annotation, cellular component: cytoplasm; membrane. Gene Ontology annotation, molecular function: scavenger receptor activity. NCBI's taxonomy places the organism in Eukaryota, Metazoa, Arthropoda, Insecta, Diptera, Drosophilidae.
UCUUCGCUCGCUUAUCAACACUCGCAGUCGAAUGCAGCGACGCAACGAAGGCGGCAGCAGCGCAAGCAGCGAAUAGAGGACAGCAACAAGCCCGACCAGGCCAGUGAAUGCGUUGCGCGCGUCGUAGUAAUAACUUGUUUCGUGGGCAGGGCGUAACUCGCUGCGUCCCCAGUGUGUAACGGUACACCCCGAAUUCAAAAUAACAAUCAUAGCAACAGCAGCCGAAGCAGCAACGCAAUUAAGAAUAACAAUAGCCAAACGAAAUCUAAUCUUGCGACGCAAUUUUCAUUUCGAUAGUGCGUGAAGCAAGCUGGCUAAUCCGUCAAACGCGAAACGGAAAGGGUCCCUCACUAUUGUAUUUUCUCAAUAUUUUGUUUUGCCAAGUUGGCCAACGAGUAGCCAAUUAAUUGCUGCUCACCUGUGGCUAAUGGAAAUAUGAGUGCAAUGAGAAAUCAGAAAACAAAGGCAACAAUAACAACAAUAGCAGCAACAAAAGCAACUGCAGCGAAUUUGUAACAAGUCAUACGGAAAACCAGCUUGCCAUAUGAAAUAAAGAAACAAUAAUAAUAAUAUAAACACGAGCAGCAACAACAGCAGCGAUCAGCAGUAAGAACGGAAUAGCGACAAAACAAAGAAGCAAGUGGGUAACAAAGAACGCAAACACAGCCAGUAAAGACUGGAACAUAAGAAACAAGAACAACAACAACAACGAACGAAAUCAGUAAGAAAAUCAGAUUUCGACUACAACAGAGCUGUCUUUGGCCUGGGCUUAGGCAUAGUGUGUCGGCGCGGCGAAUUGGAAUGCACAACAAUCAGCACAAUAGCAAGAACACUAAUAAUAACAAGCUUUUAAUAUUUUUGACUACGUAUUUUGUGCGCAUUCAGCGUAAAUAGCGACAAAUUAUUAAUAAAGACGCCAAAUGUUUGGCAGGCGCUUUGAGAAGUGCAUGUCCCAGCAAGAGCGCAUACACACAGAGCACCAUCAGCAGCGAGUGCAAGCGAAAAAUAACAAACGCGAGAGUAACGUUGAGUGAGAACGGCCGCGAGUGCAAUCAGUGUGAGUGCGAGUGCGAGUGAGAGUGCGCGUGUUUCGUUUCCGAAUUGUUGCGAUCAGCUGUGCUGCUUACGCGUUGCUCGGUGCGCUUCGCAUUACAUCUCAACAUUUUUCAAGUGCACACCAACAACAGUAGCCGCGUAUUAGAGCUCUUACGCGCUCUUCUUAACGCCGGCAUAUGCUCACCGCACAGGUGGACGCAACUUCCGUGGCCGUGUCAUUGUGUUAUCAGUCAAUGGCACUGAGAGAACGACGUUGCAGUUGAUCAACACAAACAAUAACAAUAACAACAGCGCAACUUUCAAAGCUUUCAACGCCCGCACAGUGAAGCCUGCACAUCAAAUAUUCAAGCACACACCAUGUCGCAAGCCACGCUGCAGCACGAUGUGGCGCUGCCAACGCUGCCUGCCUCAGAAGAUCUCACAGUACAAACGACAAACAAAUCAAAGUCCAAUACCUUAAACUCGCUGCGCAAUGGCAAUGGCAAUGGCAAUGGCAACGCCACGAACUACUCCAGUCCCGGGCCCGAGAAGCUGACGGUGCUGGACAUGACACUGGACUCGUUGGGCCUGCGCAAUCUCACGUCCAAGGAUAUGGGCACACUGAUAAUGCUGGGCUCCAUGUUUCUGCUAUUUGUGAUAAGCGUGACCGGGUUCUUUGUAAUGUGGUUCACCGACUACUACAACAACAGAAUGCUCGAGAAUUUAAUACUCGCUGAGAACUCAGAUACAGCGAACAGUUGGCUCUCGCCGGAUGUCAAAUAUGAUACGCUGCUCAAGGCGCACAUCUUCAACUAUACGAAUAUUGAGGACUAUCUGGCCGGACGAGCGGACAAGAUGCACGUCGAGGAUCUGGGCCCGCUCACCUACCAGGAGCACACAAUCAAGGAUCAGGUGUCCUUCAAUAAGAAUCACACGGUUACCUUUCGUGACAAAAAGUCGUAUAUAUUUCUGCCGGAGAAGUCGACAGUGCGGGAGGACGAUGUGAUCCUGGUGCCCAAUGUGCCGCUGCUGUCGGCGGCGGUGCACGUGAAGCGGAUGGCCGCACUUAAGCGCCUCCUGGUGACCAGCACCAUCAAGAUAUUUGAGGAGCCGCUGUUCAAGCGACUGACUGCCUACGAGUAUCUGUGGGGCUAUCGGGACAAGAUCAUCAGCCUGGAAUCUCUGGGAGGCGGCAAGACGCACUUUGGCCUGCUGAGAACUCGCAACGGGACGAGCGUGGACUCGGUGCAGCUGAACACCGGCGAGGACGACAUCUCCAAGUUUAGCAUCAUUACCCAGUUCAAUGGGAAGCCACAGCUGGAUUUCUGGCAGGGCGACGAGUGCAAUCGCAUCGAUGGCAGCGAGCCAUCCAUGUUCUCACCCACCAUGCUGCAGACCCGCAGCACGGUCAAUGUCUUCCUGCAGGUGCUCUGCCGCAAGGUGCCGCUGCGCUUCGAGAAGGAGGAGACCAUCUACAAUAACAUCGAUGUGCUGCGCUAUCGCACGCCCCUCGACGUCUUUGCCCAUCCUUCCGAGAACCCGGCCAAUGAAUGUUAUUGCCGCAAUACCGAUCUCUGCCUGCCCAGCGGCGUGAUCAAUGCCACCCGUUGCUACGAUGAUUCACCAAUUUUCCCAUCCUUUCCGCACUUCUUCUCCGGCGAUCCGGUGCUGUACAAGGACUUUGAAGGCAUCAAGCCUGAUGCAGAGCUGCAUCAGACCUAUGCCGACAUACAUCCGCGCUUUGGCUUUCCCAUCAGCGGCGCCUCCCGCAUCCAAAUCAACAUCAUGCUGGACAAGACGCCACUGCUGCGCAAUCAAGCUUGGCGACUGCAGAAUGCCACCAUCUUGCCCCUGAUCUGGAUUGAAAUAACCGCUGGCGACUUCAAUGACGAUGUCCUGCAGUCGCUCUAUGUGAGCACCUUUGGCCUGGAUGCCAUCCAGCUGGCGUUCAAGUACGGCACCCUGCUGAUCUCCGUAACCAGCUUCAGUCUGAUCGUCGCUAGCGUCUACUACCUGAACAGCAAGCGGGAGGAGCAGCAGCAGCUGGAGAAGAGCAAAUCCUCUGCAGAGCUGGAGGCCCUUGCUGGUCCAAGUGCUGGCAAUGAUGGCAUUGUCGUUGUCCAGGUCCUGCCACAUGGCGUCAGCCUGGCGCAUCGCGCCAAUUCGUAGUGCCAUUAGCAAUUAGAUAGGGGAGGGACUUAUGGGCGGGGCAGCACAAAUGGGUUUUGUGCAUGGGUGAGAAAGAGCCUUCUUGCGUUGUGUGCCUUAUAAAUCAAGAGAUUUUCGAAUUUGUCACGACUUAGGUUACGAUAUUAUUAGACUAGAACAAACAGAUGUAGUUAACAAAUUGUAUAUAUGUAUCAUAUGUAUAAAGAAAUGAAACAAAUGUUCAAUAAAUGUAAGUAUAC